Penicillium lagena is the source of this 1338-nucleotide messenger RNA. Its product is annotated as Major facilitator superfamily domain general substrate transporter. Gene Ontology annotation, molecular function: transmembrane transporter activity. The transcript is spliced from 4 exons. Gene Ontology annotation, cellular component: fungal-type vacuole membrane. The record is from RefSeq and is a predicted model, not a curated record. NCBI's taxonomy places the organism in Eukaryota, Fungi, Ascomycota, Eurotiomycetes, Eurotiales, Aspergillaceae. Gene Ontology annotation, biological process: transmembrane transport. The coding region runs from base 1 to 1338 and encodes 445 amino acids.
AUGGAUCACAAAGAAUAUCCCACCAGCGUUACUAGUCGCAGCCUCGAGGCACAGUGCUCUGAACCCUCCGACCAACAGUCCGACAGGAAAAUCAACCCUGAGCAGACAGGGUUACCUCCUAUAGAUGGAGGUAUUCACGCAUGGCUCUUUCUAACGGCCUCAGCAGUGCUUGAGGCCAUUGUGUGGGGGUAUGCUUUUGCGUUUGGAAUUUUCCAAGAUUACUAUAGCACGCAUGAACCAUUUCAAGGAUCAGAAAAUAUUGCUGUCAUUGGGACCUGUGCGAUGGGAAUUGCGUAUUUGAUUGCUCCACUAGCAAUAGUGAUAAUGAUUCUCGUUCCCUGGAUAGCACGAUGGGUAUCGACAAUGGGCGUGGUUAUAAUGUGUCUCUCGCUAGCCCUAAGCUCGUACUCCACAAACGUCACCCAUCUCAUCUUGUCACAAGGCAUUGCGUUUGGAACUGGUGGCUGUUUAUGCUAUACACCAUCAAUCCUAUUCAUGGCAGAGUGGUUUGACAAGCGAAAAGGCCUUGCGUUUGGACUUGUUUGGGCUGGAUCUGGGUUGUCGGGUAUUAUUUUCCCGCUGGCCUUACAAUGGCUUUUGGAUCAAUAUGGCAUCGAAACAACACUUCGUGCGUCAGCGGUAGCACUGUUUGUUCUUGCCUUGCCUUUCCUCUAUUUCCACAGACCACGCCUGCCGAUUACCGAGUCGGCAUGUCACCAUCGACUCAAUUUUCAUUUCCUCUACAACAAAGUCUACUUAAUAUACCAGCUUGGGAACACUCUAGAGGCUCUGGGCUUCUUCUUGCCUACACUCUAUCUUCCUACAUACGCUCGCAGUUUGGGUGCAAAUGACUUCUUGUCCUCAUUGACGGUGACCCUUGUCAAUCUCGCUUCGGUCUUCGGCUGUGUCUUCGUGGGUUUCCUCUCCGAUCGAUAUCAUGUUACCACCUGCCUCAUGCUUUCAACUUUCGGUACUGUCGUGUCUGUCUUCUUUGUCUGGGGGUUCGCCACUUCUAUCCCGCCAUUGUAUGUGUUCUGCGUUGCCUACGGCUUACUCGCCGGCGGCUUCUCUUCCACAUGGUCGGGUAUUUCACAGGAGAUCCAGCGCGCGAACCCGUCUGCGGAUGCGACCGUCAUUUUCCCAUUCAUGGAAACCGGUCGGGGGAUAGGCAAUGUGGCUAGUGGCCCACUGAGUGAGGCCCUUCUCAAGGCUGAUGUUUGGAAGGGUCGCGCAUGGGGAGCAUAUGGGAGCGGAUAUGGCACACUUGUGGUGUGUACAGGUGUGACGGCACUCAUGGGCGGAAUAUGUGUUGUCGCACGACAGUUUAAAUGGGUGUAA